AUGCCUGUGCAAGCACCUCAAUGGACAGAGUUUCUGUUGUGCCCAAUCUGCACACAGACGUUUGAGGAGACUGUUCGACGGCCUAUUAGCUUGGGCUGUGGACACACUGUCUGCAAGAUGUGCCUGAACAAGUUGCACCGAAAGGCCUGUCCCUUUGACCAGACGGCCAUCAGCACGGACAUCGAACAGUUGCCUGUUAAUACUGCCUUGUUGCAGCUGGUUGGAGGCCAGGUUCCUAAAGCUCAACCUGUUGCGUUGAUCACCAGUCCAGAAGAUUCAUCACAUUAUGAAGAAGCCAGGCAGUGUGUGGAGGAGCUUGCACUAUACCUCAAACCUCUCAGCAAUACUAGAGGUGUAGGUCUGAGCAGCACGGCACAAAGCAUUCUCAGUCGACCCAUGCAGAGGAAACUGGUGACACUGGUCCACUGUCAGCUGGUGGAGGAGGAGGGUCGUGUCAGGGCAAUGAGAGCUGCCCGCAGUUUGGGUGAAAGAACUGUCACAGAACUGAUUUUACAGCAUCAAAACCCUCAGCAGCUUUCCUCCAACCUUUGGGCUGCUGUCAGAGCACGAGGAUGCCAGUUUCUUGGUCCAGCAAUGCAGGAAGAGGCUCUAAAACUGGUUCUACUAGCUUUAGAAGAUGGAUCGGCACUAUCCAGAAAAGUAUUAGUUCUUUUUGUAGUCCAGAGGUUAGAACCCCGCUUUCCACAGGCAUCAAAGACUAGCAUAGGCCAUGUGGUGCAGCUCCUCUACAGGGCAUCCUGCUUCAAGGUUACAAAGCGUGAUGAAGAUUCGUCUCUAAUGCAACUAAAGGAGGAGUUUCGCACAUAUGAAGCUUUGAGAAGGGAACAUGAUUCCCAGAUUGUACAAAUUGCUAUGGAAGGUGGCUUGCGCAUUGCACCUGACCAGUGGUCUUCUUUGUUGUAUGGAGAUCAGUCUCAUAAAUCACACAUGCAAUCUAUUAUUGACAAGCUGCAAACCCCAGCGUCAUUUGCUCAGAGUGUUCAAGAGCUGACUAUAGCACUGCAAAGGACUGGUGACCCAGCUAAUUUAAACAGGCUUCGACCCCACUUAGAGCUCCUGGCUAAUAUUGAUCCCAGUCCUGAUGCCCCACCUCCGACCUGGGAACAACUGGAGAAAGGAUUAGUUGCAGUGAAGACAGUGGUUCAUGGUCUGGUAGACUUCAUCCAGAAUCACAGCAAGAAAGGAGCUGACCCUCAACAGCCUCCUCAGCACAGCAAAUAUAAAACAUACAUGUGCCGUGACAUGAAGCAAAAGGGAGGAUGUCCUCGUGGUGCCAGUUGUACUUUUGCUCAUUCUCAGGAGGAACUUGAGAAAUAUCGGAAAAUGAAUAAACGUCUGGCUGCUCGCCUUCCUGGAAGUGGGGGGCUCAUGCCAGAAGAUGGCCUUCCCCUGGAUGUGGCUGUGACCCGGAAGGCUUCACCCCUCACCAACGGCAGUGGGGCUCCUUCCCUUCCUCAGCUCAUUGCCCGUGGCACUGAUUCAGUCUCUUAUGAACUGCUCCGCAAACCCAUAAAGAUUGAAGGAGGCAGUCCCAGUGCACCUGGAUCACCUCCUGAUGUGAUGGAUCCAAUUCCGAAAGCUGGCAUGCCACUACCACCUCACAGCAUGGUUCAUCAGCGGGUGCCUGCGGAUCAUCACUCAGUGAAGCAGAUGCCUGUUGUCGCCAGAGGUUCUCCAGUUUACCCACAGCCACCAUUAACUGACAUGUACUGUAUUAGACCCCCACCAUCAGCCUCUCAGUAUGAGCCCUCACAAUAUCCUACAGGUUACCACUAUCAACAGCAACCACAGUACGUCACCAGAGAUUAUGUGCGUAAUCCUCCGCCCAGUGAGGCUGGUGGUCCGCCUUACCAGGACCCCUAUCCUGGCUACGGUCCACCCGAACGCUCAUACCAGGCGUCCCACUCUGGACCUCCCUUCUCCUAUCCUCAUCCACAGCACUUUGACAGAGGUCGCCACGGAAACUACAACGGCCCGCCACAACCGUAUCCACCACAGAGGGAAGGUCUAGUCAGAAUGAGCCCUGCUCCUCUCGAUGUUCCCCCGCAGUCAGGGCAGGCGAGCUCUAUGUACCAUCAAGAGCCCAAUUCUCGAGAUAGAUACCCACCUGAUGCCUACUAUCCACCUGGCACUCAGCCCCCAUCCAUGAGGCCAUAUGUAAGAGGACCAUCUUACACAGCCUCGCAUCAUAGUCUGGACUACUUGCAUCGUCGCCGGCAGGAGCUGCUGUCCCAGCUGGAGGAGCGUAAGGUGGUAUCCCCGCCUCCAUUUGCAGCGUCCCCGACUCUUUCUCAUCCAUUUCCCAGUGAAUACUCACAUGAGUACGGUGAUGAGAGCUCAAAAACACUUGUGAAAUGGAGCAUGGAUAUGAUGAAUGUAGAAGCAAAAGGUCUGAGAGACCAAUCUCUGGAGACUUCUCGGCGAGGAACAGAAGUCAAGGAUGAUGACCCCAUUAUCCCCUUUGGUCCUCAGCCCACUGUGUCCCGAUUUGGUGCCAUUUCUCGCACCUCAAAGACUGGCUACCAAACGACCGGCCCUAUACAGGCUAUCGCAGCUAGUCCACAGAACCCCGGCGGAAAACAUAAUAUGCCAGAGUAUUCAUAUGGAAGUCAUGCUGGAUGGGGUGGAGCAUCGUACCCCUCCCAUCAGACGUCACCCUCUCAGCUAGAACAGAUAAAGUUUGAACUGCAGCAGGUAAACCAACAGAUCACCCAGCAGACAACACAGAUGCACGGCAUUGAAGCUGCCAGUAACUCCUUAAUGCUUCAAAGGGAAGCCAGUGUACUUGCAAGCCAGGCCAGCCAGAGCCAAACAGCGCAGCAACAGCCAAAGUGGCCUCCAGGGGGCGCAAAUGCUACGUCAGUUUCCAGUGAACAGCUCAGCCUGGAACUUCACCAGGUGGAACGAGAAAUUGGCAAGAGGACAAGAGAGAUUGCCAUGGAAAACCAAGUAACCCAUGAGCAGUUCAAAAUGAAGCCUGCAGAGAAUGGACAACAAGAGCCAAAGGCUCAGUUAGAGGAUAUCUCAAUGGCCCGAAGUGAGGUGUCUAAUGGCUCCAGCAGUCUGCAAGAAAGUGCAGUGGGCGGGUCCAUGCUGUCACUGACCAACAAGACCUUGUUGUACCGUAGUUUAGCCGUGACGUCCUGGCUUUAA
Molecule: messenger RNA, 3174 nt
Organism: Knipowitschia caucasica
Lineage: Eukaryota; Metazoa; Chordata; Actinopteri; Gobiiformes; Gobiidae
Source: the annotation of a GenBank genome assembly